This is a messenger RNA of Jaculus jaculus (lesser Egyptian jerboa), 3148 nucleotides long. It is a transcript of the gene Ctdspl, whose product is annotated as CTD small phosphatase like. Gene Ontology annotation, molecular function: RNA polymerase II CTD heptapeptide repeat phosphatase activity. The record is from RefSeq and is a predicted model, not a curated record. NCBI's taxonomy places the organism in Eukaryota, Metazoa, Chordata, Mammalia, Rodentia, Dipodidae. The transcript is spliced from 9 exons. Bases 30 to 923 code for a protein of 297 amino acids.
CCUGCGGGCGGCCGCUGAGCCGCGCACCCAUGGACGGUCCGGCCAUCAUCACCCAGGUGACCAACCCCAAAGAGGACAAGGGCCGAACGCCGGGAUCCAGCGAGAAAGCCUCGCAGUGCAACGUCAGCUUGAAGAAGCAGAGAAGCCGCAGCAUCCUUAGCUCCUUCUUCUGCUGCUUCCGGGGUUACAAUGUGGAGCCCCCUGCGCCCAGCAGCCCCAGUGCGCGCCCGCCGCUGGUGGAGGAGAACGGCGGGCUUCAGAAGGGUGACCAGAGGCAGAUCAUCCCCAUACCAAGUCCACCAGCUAAAUACCUCCUUCCAGAGGUGACGGUGCUUGACUAUGGAAAGAAAUGUGUGGUCAUUGACCUAGAUGAGACACUGGUGCACAGUUCAUUUAAGCCUAUCAGCAAUGCUGACUUCAUUGUUCCGGUUGAGAUCGAUGGGACUGUACAUCAGGUGUACGUGCUGAAGCGACCACACGUGGACGAGUUUCUCCAGAGGAUGGGGCAGCUCUUCGAGUGCGUGCUGUUUACUGCCAGCUUGGCCAAGUAUGCAGACCCUGUGGCUGACCUCCUUGACCGCUGGGGUGUGUUCCGGGCCAGGCUCUUCAGAGAAUCCUGUGUUUUCCAUCGGGGCAACUACGUGAAGGACCUGAGUCGCCUGGGGCGGGAGCUGAGCAAAGUGAUCAUUGUUGACAAUUCUCCCGCCUCCUACAUCUUCCAUCCAGAGAAUGCAGUGCCUGUGCAGUCCUGGUUCGACGACAUGACGGACACGGAGCUGCUGGACCUCAUCCCCUUCUUCGAGGGCCUGAGCCGGGAGGACGACGUGUACAGCAUGUUGCAUGGACUCUGCAGCAGCUGGAUACACGUGGAGCUGUUUGGGAAUUUUCACUGCUGCUACCGCGCUGCCACCAAAUGGAAUUGACCAGCGGCUGUGACACUGUUCUUUGCCACUGUGCCUAUGCUCAGAUACGUUCGUUGCUAAGCUGCAAACUUGGGACAGGGUUAGAAACAGGUGUCCCACCGCACUGCACACGGCACCAACCAUCACCCUUCCCUGGCCUGGGUCAGGAAUGCUGAAGGGUUGCAAGGCCAAAAAUAAAAAUAAAAGAAGCGGGGGGAGGGCAGAGCACCACCCAGGUGUGGCAUUCAUUUUAUACCACAGUCAACAUCAGAUCCUGUGAUAAGCUGACGGUUCUCGCUUGAGAGCCUGUGGUCUCGACCCAUCGCCAAGGUGAUGUGACCCAAGUCUUCCUCUUGGUCACCUCCCUGGAAACACAGCUAUUUGAGCCAGGGGUCAGAGAAGCCUGUCUUAGAUGUGAGUCCCAUCACUUCAAAAAUAAAAUUAAAUUAAAUUAAAAAAAACAGGGAGAAGAGCGCCUCCUGGGAGCCCAGCAGGGUCUCCUUGCAGCCUUUCCCAGUUUGGGGUCUUUUAUGCAGUGCCAUGUUCCUUGCUUGACAGCAUGACAGUCUGUGAAGGUUUGCUCUCCGGAAGAAGUGAGAAAAACCCUUUCGUGUUGGUACCAUUGCCUUACGUGGGACGGGCCUCAGCUGAGUUUUGGUGGGAGCGGCUGGCCCUCACAAGACUCAAAAUUGGGGAUCAAGGUUAAAAAUAAUUUUUUUUUUUUUUUUUGGUUUGCUCUUAUUCACAAAAUACUGAAGCUUGCCACCAGUCGUGUUCUCCCAAGCAGUGCUUUGGACUAUGGACCGCUGGGCGUUCGGAAGAGAAAUACUCUGAACGUUCCAAGCUCAGUAACCCCCAUGCCAGUUCAAACACGAGCAGCCCCUUGCUCGGCAUGACCGUGGGCAAUGACAGUGGCACGGUGGGUGUGCUCAUGCCGUAAACCUUCAUUUGGGAAACCAGUCGUUAAAUGACCCCACUGCCUUAAGUGUCUCGAAUGUCGCGGCGUCUGUCACGCUCCUGCUCGUCCACACACAGAACGAGGUCCUCCCUGGUGAGCGCCUCCUACACCUUCAUCCGGACUCCCUUCUGUGUUGGCAUCACAGGGCCUUUGUCUUCAGAAAAGUGGGCAGAGCACGGAUUGAAGUUCCAGAACGUGUCAGGGGAAGUGAACCUAGGAGUAGAGCUCCUCUUCACACAGCUCUGGGCUGGACCCGGCCUUCACCUCAUAGUCCUGGAACUGUAGGUUCCAGAGGGCAGAGCUGUUCCCGAGGGUGGUCAACUGCCACCAGACAGAACCUGUCCCCAGCACUGGGGAAAGCCUCUGAGACUUCUGGGAUCUGGGCACCUUAUUUGACCACACUCCAAAAAAAAAAAAAAAAAUGCCAUUUUCUUUUCCUUUUAGCCCUUAAUUCUGCUUUAUGUACAUAAUCCCAAAUUAAAUCUAUAUCUCUAUAUAUUUUUAAUCAUCUACAUGUAAAUGAAGCAAUAGCAUUCUAACAUAAGGCCAAGAAAUGAGAUGAAUGUCUGGGGUUUAUUUUCUUAAGGUAAAUACGGGUAUUGUUUCUAAUUGUUACCUUUUUAUUAAAUCAUGGGCUUGAAAACCUAAAGAAACCUAUUUGCUACUUCUCUGUGCCAUAUAUUUCCCAUGUUACCAAAACACAUCAAACUCUUUAGCCAAAAGAGAAAUCUGACCUCCCAAGUUAACAUGGUCCUCUCAGUAGGAGGUUAAAAUGGAUUUCUAGACAAGUGCUUUUGUUUUUUUACAUUAAGAGCUGAGACGGGAUCACUUGGGUUUGUGGACGCCAGCCCGUACGUAAGAUGCUGUGGUACCUCUUGUCAAGUCCCAAGUUGGGGGGGGCCCGCGCAACUCCCGACUCCUGAGUGUGUUAAUGCGCAGUCUUCCAUUUGCCCCGAAAUCCUUCGUGUGGGUCUGUGGUUUCACGCACUACUAGCUGUGUAUAAACAAUGCAUUUGUAUACUAAUAACAGUAAAUAAAUAAAACACCACCUGUCAUACGGAUGGCAGUCGGUGGGGACGCUCCUUUGACGUGGUGCGAAGUCAGUAAGCUAGAUGACUCUGGCGGGGGGAGGAAGCACGAGGGUGUCCACGUGACAAUAACUUGCCAUGGUUGCAGCCUUUGGGUAGGGGAAAAAAAAAAAACGAGCUCUGUACAUCUAUAACCUGGCGGCAUUUUUACCACCCUGUAUUUUAAAGGUGGAUUUCUAAUAAAAUACAGAAACACGCAA